AGUGUCAUGCUGCCCCUCUCGUCAGUUCAGUAUCUCCGCGACUCUCGUUCGAGUAACAUCAUGGUCUCGUCAAUGAUGAGGCUCUGCCUCACCAUUUUAGUUCCUUGUAUUACUGCUCAGGAAACAUAUGUAACUAACUCUCCACUCAGAACCGAAAGAAUUUUGCAUUCGGCAAGCGAUCUUAAUGAAAAUCAGCUGGCCAGAAUCGCUGGAAUGACAAAUAUACGACACAUGAACGAGGUUCUCGAUAAAAUAUGUAUUCCACGAGUUGUUGGUAGUUCUGGACAUAAGAAAGUGAAAAAAUAUUUGAAAGAUUCCAUGAAAAGUCUUGGAUGGACUGUGGAAACUGACACUUUUACAGAGGAAACACCGAAUUUAGGUAUCUUGGAAUUUGAGAAUAUCAUUGCCAAACUGGAUCCUGAAGCUAAACGCUAUCUUGUUUUGGCCUGCCAUUAUGACUCUUUGUACACCAGAGAGGGCAACUUUGUUGGUGCUAUUGACAGCGCUGUUCCAUGCGCACAACUUCUUAACCUUGCAACUGUCAUGCAAGAAUCUUUGGGUUCUUUGAAAAAUAGUAACGUGAGUUUGAUGUUCAUUUUCUUUGACGGAGAGGAAGCAUUCAAAAAAUGGGGACCUUCGGAUUCGAUAUAUGGAGCCAGACAUUUAGUCUCAAAAUGGAAGGACAUAUCAUCAUACCGCUUGGAUCCAAAAAUGAGUGAUCUGGAUAGAAUAGAUAUAUUGGUAUUGCUUGAUCUCCUUGGAUCAUCCAACCCAAUGUUUUACAACUAUUUCAAAAAUACAACACGUUGGUACUUCCAGCUUGUGAAAGCUGAGCGAGCUUUAGCCAGGAUGCACAAGUUCCAGAACUAUACAUAUGGAUUACCAGAGCCUGAAUAUUUUAAAGCUUACCCUGAGCACGUCAGCUAUGCUGUAGAGGACGAUCAUAUACCAUUUUUACGAAAAAACGUCCCAAUCAUUCAUUUGAUACCAUAUGGAUUUCCAUCUUUCUGGCAUACGCCUGAUGACAAUCGAAGUAUCGUUGACAUGCAGACAACAGAAAAUCUUAACAAAAUAUUGCGAGUUUUUGUCGCGUCUUAUUUGCAUUUGAACAUCUGAACUCUUCAGUCGAAACAGCCUGAUAUUUUGAGCAAAUAAAAACGAAUAAAAACUGCCUAUGAUCUUUUGUUAUUGGCAUAGCAAAAAUGUUUUCCAAUUAUGAAUUAUUUAUAUUUUCAACAUAAUUAUGCACAAAUUUUAAACUAAAUGGGCCUGUGUGGAGAACUGUAAAAUAUGAGUCAUCACUCCGUUCGAUACUACAUGAAUCAAUUGUGAAUAUAUACAUAUGAAUGAAAUACAUUGUAAAUAAAUAAAUUAUAUUUUACUUGCCUUCAUUUCGGCACUAA
This is a messenger RNA of Venturia canescens, 1403 nucleotides long. It is a transcript of the gene isoQC, whose product is annotated as iso Glutaminyl cyclase. The record is from RefSeq and is a predicted model, not a curated record. Gene Ontology annotation, molecular function: zinc ion binding; glutaminyl-peptide cyclotransferase activity. The coding region runs from base 7 to 1116 and encodes 369 amino acids. The transcript has 6 exons. Lineage: Eukaryota; Metazoa; Arthropoda; Insecta; Hymenoptera; Ichneumonidae.